AUGAUAAAAAUUCUAUCGGUUGCAUUUUUCUUUAUUAUUUUGAGUGAAUCCUGUUUAACUUUAAAAAGCGAUUGGUGGGAAGAUGCAUCCUUGUAUCAAAUAUAUCCAAGAUCAUGGAAGGAUAGUGAUGGAAAUGGAAUUGGAGAUCUAAAAGGAAUCACUGAGAAACUUGAUUAUCUGAGAGAAAUUGGCAUGACUGCUACAUGGCUUUCGCCCAUUUUCGAAUCACCAAUGGCUGAUAAUGGUUAUGAUAUUUCCAACUUUACCAAUAUUGAUCCAAUUUUCGGGACCUUGGAAGAUUUUGAUGCUCUUUUGAAGAAAGCCAAAAACCUUGGACUUAAAGUACUUGUGGACUUUGUUCCAAAUCAUUCUAGUGACGAAUGUGAAUGGUUUAAAAAGUCCAUUAAUCGGGAAGAUGGAUAUGAUGAUUUCUAUGUUUGGGCUGAUGGAAAAGAUGAUCCGCAGAAUCCUGGAAAGAAACUUCCUCCAUCAAAUUGGAUCAGCAUAUUUGGAGGAUCGAUGUGGGAAUGGAACGAAAAACGUCAACAAUUCUAUUUGCAUCAGUUCUACAAAGAACAACCUGAUUUCAACUUCCGAAAUCCCAAAGUACACACUGCCAUGUUAGAGGUUUUGAAAUUUUGGCUCGAUCGAGGUGUCGAUGGAUUUCGAAUUGAUGCUGUUCCGCAUAUGUACGAAAAAAUCCUUGAAGAUGGUACCUUUCCUGAUGAGCCGCUAAGUGGUGAAACAGAUGACUCAAAUUGUCAGGACUUCCUGAAACAUAUCUAUACUCAAGAACAAUAUGAAACAGUUGAGCUACUGUAUGAAUGGAGGGAAUUUCUAGACGAAUACAAAAGAGUUCAUGGUGGAGAUACCAGGGUAUUGUUAGCUGAGGCUUAUGUCAGUGUCGAAACAAUUGACCAAUACUAUGGUAAUGGCACACAUUUUGGAGCCCAUUUGCCUUUUAAUUUCAAUUUCGAUGCAAUGCUGAAAUUGCCUCAUUUAAAUGCUCGAAUUUUUGAAGAAACUGUAAGCUUAUGGAUGGAUAGCAUUUGGAAGAAGCACAAAAUGGGUAAUUGGGUGGUUGGUAAUCAUGACUUGUUAAGAGUUGGUGACCGUGUCGGCGAAGAAAGAAAGGAUUUAAUCAAUAUUCUCGUUGCAGCACUUCCCGGAGUUACAAUUACAUAUUACGGUGAAGAAAUAGGAAUGACAAGUAUUUUCUACGAUUGUGAAGAUUGUUUAACAGGUGAAGAGCGAAAUUUUGGAAGAUCACCAUUCCAAUGGAAUGAUGACAUAUCAGCUGGUUUUUCAUCAUCACCAAAUACUUGGUUACCAGUGGCUGAGAAUUAUAAGAAAGUCAAUGUUAAAGUUCAACGAGGAGUUGCAAGAAGUUCUUUGAAUAUCUUUAAAGCCUCACAGAAGUUAAAACAUACUGCAGCGUUUAAGGCGUUCAAAGAUAAAGGUGGUUUUAGCUAUGGAGCUUUGAAUGAAAAUGUCUUUCAGAUAAUUCGUGGUUCAAAUGAAGAAUAUCGUAUUUUGGCAAAUUUUGGAAAUAAACUUGAAACUAUCGGUGCAUUGCUAAGUAGCCAUAAAGAUGGAAGAAAUUACUUUGAAUAUAUAUUGGUGACAUGUUAUUCUCCACAUAACAUUGGUGAUCGUGUAAGACUUGAAAGUGUUUUCUUGGUGCCGUUUGAAACUGUUAUUUUGAAGAAAAUAUUGAAAAAAUAAAAUAAAGUAAAUAAUCAUAUUGCAC
This is a messenger RNA of Episyrphus balteatus (marmalade hoverfly), 1750 nucleotides long. RefSeq names its product maltase A2-like. The record is from RefSeq and is a predicted model, not a curated record. Lineage: Eukaryota; Metazoa; Arthropoda; Insecta; Diptera; Syrphidae. Gene Ontology annotation, biological process: carbohydrate metabolic process. The transcript has 8 exons. The coding region runs from base 1 to 1725 and encodes 574 amino acids.